Messenger RNA from Plenodomus lingam JN3, 846 nucleotides. RefSeq lists its product as uncharacterized. Lineage: Eukaryota; Fungi; Ascomycota; Dothideomycetes; Pleosporales; Leptosphaeriaceae. The record is from RefSeq and is a predicted model, not a curated record.
AUGACCACUAAGCCAACAAAACACUUUCAAAUCAUGACCUCCACCUCCACCACCUCUCCACCCGCCCCGCAAUCCUCCGCGUUACCGCCCUCUCACCCCUUCAAUCCCGAGAACAACCGCAGUACCUCACCGCCUCCACCCCUAGAGAACUUCGACCAGCAAAUCUCAAUCGUCUCCAAAGUCACUCCUCUACGCGAACCCCUCUUGCGCCUGGAAAUCCGUGACCUAUCUUCCAAAGGAUCACAGGCCUUUCUGCGCCUCGUACACGCCUCGCACGCCCUCGACCAUGCCGUCAACGUGGUGCUUAAGCACCUCUACACCGGCUUGGAUAAGACAUGCAUCCCAGACACACGAUCCGUGACACUGAUACUGCGUGACAUGGACGGUGUUGCGUACACCACCGGCCGAGAUAUUGACGACGACCACAAGGAGAUACACUUCAACACGCGAUAUAUAGCGCAGGUCUCUGAGUCGCGGCAAAAGGACGAGAUCAUGGGGGUUUUGGUGCAUGAGAUGGUGCAUUGUUGGCAGCAUAGCGGAUGUGGGUCUGCUCCCGGCGGGUUGAUCGAGGGCGUGGCGGAUUGGGUGCGGUUGAAGGCUGGGUAUGCGGCGCCGCAUUGGAAGAGACAUACGGAUUGCGACUGGGAUGCUGGGUAUGAACGGACUGGCUAUUUUUUGGAAUGGCUGGAGAAGGAGCAUGGUGAGGAUGUAGUGAGGAAACUCAAUGAGGGAAUGAAGACUGGAUACGAUCAACAUAAGCUUUGGCACGAAUGUUGUGGGAAGGGUGUCAAGCAUCUGUGGGAGGAGUACAAAAAGAGUUUGAAGUGUGAUGAGGGUGAAAAGUAA